GUUCGGGCGGCUUACCAUUAUCAAUUGCAUCAUGGGAUUUUGUAAAUAAACUCACUUUCAGUUUUGAUAUCAGGAAGUUGGAGUGAAGACUAAACCAUUGAUGUUGCUAUUUUUUCCGAUAUUGUGAGCUGGACAUAUAAACCAUUGCUUGCGACAUAAAGAGACCAUGGAUGGCACAGAUGGUGUUGAGAUACCAGAUCUUGCAGCCAGUUUACACAUAUUCUCAGAUGAUCUAGCAUUGGAAUCCACUACAUGUCUAUCAGGGGAGGCCAGAGGAGAGCGGUUAAAUGGUGUGAUGGUGACUACAGAGAACAUGGGUGUGGAUGAGGAGGAGAGCCUGUUGAAAUACUCCACCACCCUCACGAAUAGGCAGCGUGGGAACGAGGUCACAGUCAGACCAGCUACUUUAGACAUUCUGUCCAUCCACCAGCUAGCUGCCCAGGGGGAGGUCUUACAGGUGGCCACACACCUGAGCAAAGACAGUUCAUUAUUAAACCGCCAGGAUGAACGGGGCUUAACUCCUCUCAUGUGGGCAGCAGCGUUUGGAGAGAAAGCCAUGGUGGAUUUCCUCCUGGAAAACGGGGCAGAUCCGAGUACGAUAGCAUGGGAACGGGAGAGUGCCUUGACCCUGGCGAGCUCAGGAGGCUAUGCAGUCAUAGUGAAACGUCUUCUUGAACAUGGAGUAGAUAUCAAUGCUUAUGACUGGAAUGGUGGUACUCCUCUCCUUUACGCUGUUAGAGGGAACCAUGUAAGGUGUGCUGAGGCCCUCUUAGAUAAAGGGGCAGACAUGAACAUUGAGGCAGAUUCUGGGUAUAGUCCAAUGGCCUUAGCUGUUGCCCUCGGACACAAACAAGUCCAAAAGGUGUUAGAGGACCAUAUUCUGAAACUCCUGAAGAAAAAAGCAUGACACCAGCUAAGGGUACCAGGAUGUGGUUAGAGAGGACGUUGUGCUGAACAGAGGAUCACCUGCUGGCAUCAGUGGUGAGGUGGUUGACCAAAACACUGAAGCCACAAAAGGCGGUUGGUAGUGAAGACACUUGGAACGGAAGCUCCAACGUUAAGGGACACUGUGGUUCUUAUCUUGUACAUUUAUUCAACAUGUUUUUUAUAUUAUGGAAAUGCUUAUUUCUUUUUUUUGGGGGGGGGGGGGGGGGGGGUCAAACUAUCUUUAAAUAUAUAUUUAAAAAAACUGGAGGUUUUGCACCAAUGGAUAGUAAACAAAUGUUCAAAAACAAAAUGCAUUUUACGACGUUCAUUUGGAAUGGGAAAUCAAAUGCACAGCACAAGCAUUUGAAUAUGUAGGUGGUUUCGUGACCUUAAAGCCUGGAAAGCUGCAAUAAAAUCCAGAUUCUUUGUCUGAACCAAAUCC
Messenger RNA from Oncorhynchus kisutch (coho salmon), 1369 nucleotides. It is a transcript of the gene rfxank, whose product is annotated as regulatory factor X-associated ankyrin-containing protein. The coding region runs from base 167 to 907 and encodes 246 amino acids. Gene Ontology annotation, cellular component: nucleus. Gene Ontology annotation, molecular function: protein binding. Gene Ontology annotation, biological process: positive regulation of transcription by RNA polymerase II. The transcript is spliced from 9 exons. NCBI's taxonomy places the organism in Eukaryota, Metazoa, Chordata, Actinopteri, Salmoniformes, Salmonidae. The record is from RefSeq and is a predicted model, not a curated record.